AUGAAGACUCGUAGAGAUCAUAUAGAACUUGAGAAUGUUGAGGAUGUAGAAUAUUAUGGUGUGAUUGAAAUUGGAACUCCAAGUCAAAAAUUCAAAGUCCUUCUAGACACUGGUUCAUGUACUUUUUGGUUAACUGGUUCAUCCAGUUCAUCUUCCGAUCAAAAUUCUUCACUGAGUCUUAACACCAUUGGACCCUCAUUUGAUCCUUCGAUAUCUUCAUCUUUUAAAAUCGGUCCUAAACUAUUUUCAGAAGCAUAUGGAGACAACUCUAUGGCUACUGGAGUUGAGGCAACUGAAUCAGUUUCAUUUGGAUCUUAUUAUGCUCAAAAUCAAAAAUUCGGACUUGUGAAUGUGACUACUUCAGGGAUUUUUAUGGGUGAUGCAUCAGGUAUAAUGGGAAUGUCAUUUGGAGAUCAAAAAAAUUCAACACCAUUUUGGAUCUCUGCAGGGAUCAAAACCUUUUCAUUCGGUUUAACUAGAUUUAAUCACUCUUCAUCUAAAAUCAAUCAACCUGGUGGAAUUCUAACAUUAGGAGGUUUAAAUACUUCAUUAUUUACUGGAGAAGUAAAUUACGUAAAAGUUACCAAGAAAGAUUAUUGGCAAGUCUCACUUGAUCACGUGACUGUCAAUGGUAUCAAGAUUGAAGACUCGAUCAAUAAUCAAGCUUUUUUGGAUACCGGAGAGAGCAUUCUUCUUGCACCGAGUGAUGUUGCAAAGGCAGUAUAUUCAUCUAUUCCUGGAGUGGAAUCAAUCAAUGAUGGUGGUGAAGAGUUACUUCAUCUAGAAACUUUUUACCUUCCAUGUUCUACAAAGGUAAAAUUUGAAAUGAACUUUGGAGGACAAACUUAUGAAAUUCAACGAGAUGACUUUGUGUUACAGUCUAGUAAAGGUGAUAUUGAUGACAACUUAUGUCUGGGAGCAGUAUCAGGAACAAGUUUAUUCGAUUCUUGGGUAGUAGGUGAUAUUUUCUUGAGAAAUGUUUAUACUGUUUUCGAUUCUAGUGCGCCUGCGAGAGUUGGGUUUGCAAGACCGGUUAAGAAUUAUCAAUCUCUACUUGAGUCUCUUGGUUUGAAAGUUUGUAAAGUUUAG
Molecule: messenger RNA, 1089 nt
Organism: Melampsora larici-populina 98AG31
Lineage: Eukaryota; Fungi; Basidiomycota; Pucciniomycetes; Pucciniales; Melampsoraceae
Product: aspartic peptidase A1
Exons: 5
Coding region: 1-1089 (362 amino acids)
Biological process (GO): proteolysis
Molecular function (GO): aspartic-type endopeptidase activity
Source: RefSeq, a predicted model, not a curated record